Molecule: messenger RNA, 4238 nt
Organism: Stegodyphus dumicola
Lineage: Eukaryota; Metazoa; Arthropoda; Arachnida; Araneae; Eresidae
Biological process (GO): protein phosphorylation
Molecular function (GO): ATP binding; protein tyrosine kinase activity
Source: RefSeq, a predicted model, not a curated record
UAAAGGGGUUAACGAUAUCGAUCUGCAAAAGGCGCUGCGUCUAUCCCUGUCUGUGACAUCAUGCGCCAUGGCCCAUGUGAUCAUAUUUACAAUCAUGGCAGACAUGAGGUGAACACAAUGGUUAUUAGGGUAAUGCAUUACUUUAAUUAUUUGCUGUUUGAUAUUAAGAUCAAGCCCAAGAAUGCAUCUAAAAGAAAAAUAGUUGGCUGGAAAAAGCCUAGAAAACGGUACAUUAUGGACAAGAAAAGGAUUGUUCGAAGAGUUAUGUAAAAACCUAACACAAAGAUGGUCAAAACAGGAUAUAAUGCAAUAUCGCGCUUGGCAUCCCUGCUCGGUUUUUGUUGCAAAGAUGUGACUACCAUGACUGAAAAUAAUACUCCUAUAGAUGUGACAGUUUUACCAGUACCUGUGGAAUCCAUGCUUUAUUACUAUGGCAGCAUAUCGAGGGAGACUGCUGAGUGGAUCCUGUGGGACCGAGGUUGUCGGGAUGGCAUGUACCUAUUGAGGGAGAGCAAUUCUGAUUAUGUGUUAUCACUCUGUUUCCAAAAAAGUGUUCUUCAUUACCGAAUCAAGAAACUCAGUAGUGGAGAAGUUGGACUGUGUGGCGUGCCUCGACAGAAAUUUGCCGGGCCUGUUGAACUGGUUCAGGGUGUGGAAGGUCUUGCAUGUAAACCUACCUUGCCUUGCAACAAAUCUCUAGAUUCUGUCCUUCCACUGACACACUGGGGAGUGACGGAGGAAACGAUCAGAAAAGCAAUACUGAAAAAGGCCAAAGAAUGGGGCAUUGAUGAGGAUAAACUGGACACAAGUUUGACUGAAAAUUACAGUGAUAUCAAAUUACUUAUUACAAAGACUUUACAUGAAGUACAGCCGUGGUUUCAUGGCCCCCUUUCUCGGAUUGAGGCUGAGAGAAGUAUUGAAGAGAGUGGUCACAAAGAUGGAAAGUUUUUGGUUCGUGAAAGAGAUGAUAGUAGUUAUGCUUUGUGCUUGAGCCAUUCUGGACGCAUAAAGCACUAUAAAAUCGAUGUGCUACCUUCUGGUGAAUUUGCAAUUCAAGAUGGACAGAGGUUCCCUAGCAUAAUGGCUCUUGUGAGUCAUUACACAUUGUUCAGUGAUGGGUUGUGGUGUUCUUUGCAAGAUCCAUGUGUUGUGCCACCUCGUAGAUCAAAUGAAAAUUCAUCUCAGUCCAGAUCACGCAGUUCUGAAGGAUCUCAGUUAACUGACAGUAGAACUAGUAAUGCUCAUCAGACAAGUUCUAGCAGUGGGACACUUGAACGCAACAAAAGUUCAACCCUAAGGCAGAAUCAAGGACCAACUAAUGCUGAAGGUGGGUCACCACCUUCGAAAGCUAGUCGCUUCCUAAGCAGCUUGAAUCAACGUAAAUUAUUUUCCAAAAUAUUUUCAUCUGUAGCUCCUCAAUUUUCUUCUCAGACCUUACCGCAGAAUGCAAGUAAUCCAAGUCCAUCCACUUCUCAUGUGCGUUCUUGUUUGUAUCCAUCUCUCAGUGAUGAUAACUUAGAAGGUGGAGACCUGACACGAUCUGUGCAUGCACGAAUAUCACCAGAGUUGGUCAGUGGUCAUCCCUCAACCCCACCUACAUGUUCUAGAAAGAGCUCCUUGUCUUCUGCAGCCAGUGAUGUAACUUUUAAAGACAGGAAAAAAAGUAAUAUUCAAAAAGCUUCUAGUUUUGAUUUUCUGCCUGCCUUUUUGUCAUUAUUCAUUUAUGGGGAUGGAACUGUAGCUUCAGAUAAAAAGAUAAAAAAGAACACUCCUGAAAUAGGCCACCGGAAAAAGCUUGAAAAGGAGAGAGGUAGUGACAGUCACGCAAGCUGCAAUGGUACAGCAGUUCAUAGUUUGUCUAGAAAUGCUGUAGAGGAUGCUAAAAAAUCUCAUAAAUCUAUUCCAAUACCUGCACCUCGUUUAUCAUUAGCAAAGAAAGUUUGUAAAAAAAGUGGACCAGUCUAUGCUAAUCGGGAAGCACUGGCCACCACUGGGCGAUCCAUUAGUCUUGGAGAAAAUACAUCAAGUCCUUUAAUGGAAAGAAAUGAAUCCAUCAAAACAGUUCAGAAUGGGUUGCCCAUUCCUCAGCCGUUUAUCCGAAGUGCCUCUUCUCCGUCUGUUGUUUCACAUUCAAAAACUAGGCCACAGCUGCCAACUCCACCGACUCGGCUCUCAACCUCAGAAGGAGGGAGCUGUGAACCCAUCAUUUCAUGCAUAACAGUAAUUGAUGAGAGUUGUAGAGCUUCUUCAUUGAAUGGGCAGUUGAACUUACAAAGUCUUUCACAGCCAGUGCCAAAACCCAGGAAGAAGCUCCCAGUUGUGGAAGGCAGGACGGAAACUAGCUGUGACUCAUGUGCCUCUGUAGACAGCAGCACUUCUCCUACACUUACAGAAAUAUCGGAAUUUGGGCAAGAGUCAUUUAAUGAAGAUAUUUUCCCAAGUGAUAUCAUGCCAGAUGAAAAGGAUGUGAUUCAAGAAACUGUGCCAUUUUCUGAGACAGAGCUAAGUUCACAUUGUACAACUGUUGAGUGUCAAGAAACUGUAGAUAGCAUGGAGCUAAGUAUUUCUGAAAGUGCAUCUCCAAAUAUAUCCUCACAGCCUGAUCCUGAUUACAGGAUCACUGUGCAGUCAAAUACUUGUACAGAAGAGAAAAAUACACUUCCUUAUGAUUUGGAUAAAACAUUACCAUGUGACAGCUCUGUUUAUGCAACUCUUAGUGGUAGCAGUGAUGUUAUAUGUUUGCUUAGCAAUGAUGUUCCGUCGCCACCGUCUUCCACGCCUACAGUUCAUUGUCCUGAAGGUAUUUUGAUUGAUAUAGAUAUUAGUGAUAAAAAUACUCUGUCCAGGGAAGAAUCUGAUUUGGCUUAUCUCACAUUGAGACAAUGUAGAAGAGGUCCUAUAAACCUGGAUCAGAAGUCAAUAGAUUUGAAAGAAAAAAUUGGUACUGGACUAUUUUGUGAUGUUUUUAGAGGAGUAUUUUCUUCUGGGCCAGUGGAAGUGCAAUUUGCAAUAAAGAUGCUUAAAAGCAACAGUGUGCCUAAUCCUAAAAGUGAAAUCCUGAAAGAAGCUCAAACUAUGAUUGCCCUUGAUCAUCCGCACAUAGUGAGAUUAAUCGGUGUCUCUGACUGUAGUUCAUUUAUGUUAGUUACAGAACUUGCUCCUUUGGGUCCCCUUGGCAAAUACCUGCGAGCUCACAGAGAGAUAAAUGUCUCAGAAAUUCUUUUACUGAUGCUUCAAGUAGCUUCAGCAAUGGAGUAUUUAGAAAGCAAACAGUUUGUUCACAGGGAUUUAGCUGCAAGAAAUGUGCUUUUGGUUAAUGAAAGCUUUGUAAAAAUUAGUGAUUUUGGAAUGUCAAGAGCUUUAGGUCUUGGGAAAGAGUAUUACAGAGCAGAAAGUGCUGGCAAAUGGCCUUUGAAGUGGUAUGCUCCUGAAUGCAUUUAUUACUUUAAGUUCAGUAGCAAAUCUGAUGUAUGGAGUUAUGGUGUCACUCUUUGGGAAUCACUGUCAUAUGGAGAGAAACCUUACCAGGGAAUGAUUGGUAGAGAUAUACUGAAAAUGUUUGAACUUAAUGAGCGAUUGGCAAAACCUGAAUCUUGUCCAGAUUCAGUGUACAGUUUGAUGCGAAAGUGCUGGCAAUACAAAGCCGAAGACCGGCCAUCUUUUCCUGAAGUCUCUGCAAUGCUACGGGAUUGCAUUGGAUCCAGCUUAUAAAAGUGCACUUGCCAGUCUACUCGGUUCACUUGCUUUUUACAUGUCCAGUAAACAAACAUUACUGGUUUUCUAUAUCUCACUCUCAGGUAACUCAUUCAGCAUUGGGGAGUUCUCUCUCUGUCUUUUUCUGUCUGGACAUUCCAUCUGAUGCUGCAUUAUUGGCCAUACAUUCAUUUUAUCAAUGUGCAAUGUGACUGUAGUCCUAAUACUAUUUUUGUGGUAUGUACAGUUUUUCAUUACAUAUGGAAGAAAUUUGUAAGAAAAUGUUUGUUAAGAAAGCAGUAAUUGUAUAUAUGUAUAAGAACCUACUCUGUGGUAGGGCAAAUGUCUGGGACAUAACUUGCCCUCCUCUGCUUUCAAAGCCAACAGAAUUUGUUGAUGCUCUAGUCAUUAGAACCAGCCAUUUUUUUACCUUCAUUGUCUGUUUAUUGAAAGAUGUGUUUAUCAUGAGAAAUUAUUUUCAAUUAUUUCAUUAUAUGUGUUUUUUUAUUCAAAAGAAAAAUAAAAGUGACCAAAAGCUUUAUGGA